ACCAUCUUUUGCCCUCUAAAUAACUCUCAUGCAACGAAUUGCAGUCCGCAGAUUCACAAACAUGGCUUCAAAGGAGAAUUUUGGUUUAAACAGCACAAUUACAUUGAACAACGGCGUCCAGAUGCCGAGGAUCCAUCUCGGAGUUUACAUGACAUCAGGCCGCGAAACCUCUAGCGCAGUAACACACGCUCUAACGGCCAACUACCGCGCCAUCGACUCAGCAGAAUGGUAUGCCAACGAACACGAAGUUGGGUCUUCGAUCCUGACUUUCCUUUCUUCGCCCCAGAACACUUCGAAGCUGGAGAGGAAGGAUAUCUGGUUCACGACGAAAUUGAAAACGAAUACCAGUUAUGACGCUACGAGGAAGGCGAUCAAGAGGAGUAUCAAGGAGUGUGGAUUAGGGUAUAUAGAUCUCUAUUUGUUGCAUAGUCCGUAUGGGGGACGGCAGAGGAGGCUAGAGUGUUGGAGGGCGGUCGAGGAUGCGGUGGAUGAGGGGGAGGUGAGGGCUGUUGGGGUGAGUAAUUAUGGAGUUAAGCAUCUACAAGAACUGCUCGACUCCAAACCACGAAUCCCUCCAGCGGUCAACCAGAUAGAAGUCCACCCCUUCAACACAAGAAACGAUAUUACCUCCUUCUGCGCACAACAUGAUAUCGUGGUCGAGGCAUACGCACCUCUUGCUAGGGCGAUGAGGUUCAAGCAUCCGAAAGUUGUGGAGUUGAGUAAGAAGUAUGGAUGUACGCCAGCUCAGUUGAUGCUGAGAUGGAGUUUGCAGAAGGGGUAUGUGCCAUUGCCGAAGAGUACGAGGAAGGAGAGGAUUGUGGGGAAUGCUGAUAUAGGGGGUUUCGAGAUUGAGGAGGCAGAUAUGAAGGGUUUGGAUGGAUGUGAUGAGUAUUUGGUUACGGACUGGGAUCCGACGGAUGCUGAUUAGGCUAGUAGAAGAGGUUGAAUACCUAUGUGGAUCUGCGAGCUUGUCGAAUUGGCCGUGAUAUAUCUGCUGGUUGAAACCGCAGACUUGCCAAGGUGAGAGAGUUCGUGGUACAGCUGCUUAAAACCCUGGGAAGGAUCAGAAUGUCUGCAGACUCGUCAAUGUGAAAAGUGUAGAUAUCUUGCGUGAAGCCUACAGACUUGUCAACGCGAACG
This is a messenger RNA of Mollisia scopiformis, 1140 nucleotides long. RefSeq names its product Aldo/keto reductase. The record is from RefSeq and is a predicted model, not a curated record. Lineage: Eukaryota; Fungi; Ascomycota; Leotiomycetes; Helotiales; Mollisiaceae. The coding region runs from base 62 to 928 and encodes 288 amino acids. The transcript is spliced from 3 exons. Gene Ontology annotation, molecular function: oxidoreductase activity.